GUCUCUGUCUGCCUCACCCGCCCUUAUUUCUUCCUUCUUCUCCAGCGAUCUUAAAUCUCUCAUCUCUCUCUCGCUCAACGAAUUUCAAGUUUCAAAUUUUCAAACCUCUGGUCGUCUGAUCUCAAAUCUCUAAUCGAUCAAUGGAGUUUCAGCGUUCGUCGUUCUCGUUCCGAUCUUCCGACUACUGGGUCCAUGUGACGCUUCAGGGUUUCCAAUCUCCGGCGGACUCUAAGUCCCAAUUUAUCGGCGAGCUCUCUCUCCGUCAGGACCAAAUUUUUCAGAAACGCUUCCACGCCUUUAUUCUCGAUGAAUUUCCACUGGGUCCUGAUCGCUACGCUACGCUCCGUUUCGCUCCCCGCCAACUCCUACUCCCCGAGUUGCGCGCUCACUUACGAUCUCUCUCCUCUUCCCUUAACCUUGAUCCUGCCAUCUACGAAGCAUUAGCCCCCCGGAUCAAAUCCAUGGCCCGGAAAUUGGCAAACCCUAAUGGCUCCGUGGGCUUUGUUAUGGUGGCUACGGUUAGAAUCCUGACCAUUGAAUAUGUCGACCAACUGUUUGAUGAUAUGUCCGACUCAAUGGCUUUGCUUUCGAUUGGUAGUAGUGAUGGCGGUUCAACUUCGUCGUCAAUUUCAUUGGACUUUGUGGUUGAGAAAUUGGGGGCAGAGAGAUAUUUCGAAAGGGGUGACGGCGACCUGGGUUCUUGCAGUGUAUGUUUGGAGGAAUUGUCUGGUGGGACCGCAAGUGAGCUCAUUCGGAUGCCAUGCUCUCAUGUCUAUCACCCAUCUUGCAUCCUUCGCUGGUUCAACAUGGAUAAGAAGACGUGUCCCAACUGCCGAUAUAAACUCCAUAGAUCUUCCAGUUGAAAAAGAGCAUGAUAGUAUGGCGAGUUCUGGUUCUAAACAAGCAAGGGACUGAAAAGACGACUUUUCAAAGG
This is a messenger RNA of Pyrus x bretschneideri (Chinese white pear), 934 nucleotides long. Its product is annotated as E3 ubiquitin-protein ligase SDIR1-like. Bases 141 to 863 code for a protein of 240 amino acids. Gene Ontology annotation, biological process: ubiquitin-dependent protein catabolic process. Gene Ontology annotation, molecular function: zinc ion binding; ubiquitin protein ligase activity. The transcript is spliced from 2 exons. The record is from RefSeq and is a predicted model, not a curated record. NCBI's taxonomy places the organism in Eukaryota, Viridiplantae, Streptophyta, Magnoliopsida, Rosales, Rosaceae.